Molecule: messenger RNA, 4494 nt
Organism: Galleria mellonella (greater wax moth)
Lineage: Eukaryota; Metazoa; Arthropoda; Insecta; Lepidoptera; Pyralidae
Product: zinc finger protein 677
Exons: 12
Coding region: 240-2633 (797 amino acids)
Biological process (GO): regulation of DNA-templated transcription
Cellular component (GO): nucleus
Molecular function (GO): RNA polymerase II cis-regulatory region sequence-specific DNA binding; DNA-binding transcription factor activity, RNA polymerase II-specific; zinc ion binding
Source: RefSeq, a predicted model, not a curated record
UAGAGACCAUGUACUUUCGUUAAUCUAUAUUUAUUGAUAAUAUGUCACAAAAUGUAUGUUGUUUUUGUACAAUUGAAUUAUUGUUUGUUAUAUUUAAAAGUGUAAUUUAAUAAUAUAAGUAAACUUAAUUAAUUAGGAUUAUAUGUGCUGUAUUUAAAUAUAACAUUAAUUAGAAAGGUAAAAGCUAAGGAUAAUACAAAUCUUACCUGCCUGAUAUAGAAAGAAGACAGCGCACAGAAAUGGAAGGCUUUUGUAGAGGAUGCCUAGUACAGUAUAAUGAUCCAGCUGAACUCCUUCAAUAUACAGAGAAGAAUAGGAGACUUUUCGUCUACUGUACUGGUUUACAGGUGAAGCGUAAUGACACAUUUGUAUUCCAGCUAUGCAAAGAUUGCUAUAUUAAUAUGAAACAAUCAUGUAAAUUCAAGAAACAAUGUAGAACAUCCGACAAGAAAUUCAAAUACUAUUUAUUAUCCAAAGAAGGGGAUGACACAAUCGACUUGGGUACAUUUCUUAAAAAUCAUGAUGAUAAUAUGGUGUUAAGAUUUCCAUUGAUGAGCGGUAACAACACGCCUGCAAAUAACAGAAGAGAUGAUGAUAAUGCAUCUACAUGCACGAGUAUCGGUAACUUUAUGAUGGACCUCCUGCAAGGUGAAGAAAUGCCCGAUACAGAAGCACGCAUAAUCAAACAAGUGAUCGAGGAAGAAGCAGAUGUACUGGAGGACUCGCUUGAUUCCCACUGGCUUCAAGAUGACAUAUCUAUCGAUCCUGACUUCGGAAUAGAUUUUAGUUUUAGCCCAUUCGCAACACCCCACUCAGUGAAUAGAGAUCAUUGUUACACGCCAAAGAGACCAUCUGAUCAACAAGUUCAUAAAUAUAUAUGUUCAUCUGUAACUAAAAGAAAUGUAAACAUAGACCAAGAUGAUGACGCAAAUAAUGUAAAUACAAAUGUAAAUUUUAAGAACAAUGAAACUUUAUACACCAAACAAAUAAAUAGAAAUCAAGAUUUGAAAACACAUCUAGAAGAUAAUUUUUACACUGAAAAUGAAUUACAGUCUAAUCACAUGAAAAACAGCAUGAAAACUAUUUACUCUGAUAACAUUUUACAAUCUGAUCAAACGAAAAAUAAUGUAAACAUUAAUUUUCAUCCAAAUUACGACGACGACGACAAUUUCGAUGAUUUCGAUGAAGUUGAAAAUAAUGUGCCCAUGAUUGACGCAUUGUUAGUACCACCGGAAAAUGUCAAUUAUGACACUGAAAUUGAUCAUGUCGGUUCGAAUAUUAUCGUUGAAAAUACUGUAGGACACGGUAAAAAUUAUUAUAUACCAAAUGAUGUUACAGAUUAUGAAAGUAAUAUUGAAAUAAAUCAUGACUUACUUGAUAAAGAUAUUAACGAAAUCAAAGUUACAAAUAUGAAAUGUACUAUUGAUAGGAAUUUAGAAGAAGCGUUAAAGGAUUGUGACAAGAAAGAGAUUUCAUUGGAGGACUUACUUGCGUCGCCUACAGUGUUUCCGGGGACGUAUGCGCCAUCUACUCCAACAAUAGAUAAUAUAAUGCGUGAAGCAAAACCGGAACUAGACGACCAUAACAGCAAUGUUCACAAAGUUGGACAAUUUAUAGAGAAAUUUCAAAAUGUAGAUAAUUAUAUUAAAGUGUUAGAUGAUUUCUUUACUGAUAUCCCAAAUCAAUAUGAUUUUCAAGAUUAUAGUAAAGGCAUUAACAAUAAAGAAGAUUGCAAAAAGAAGACUGAAGAUAAUCAACGCGGCAAUGAUAUUGAGAAUCAAUAUAACAUAGAGGAUUGUUAUUGUAAAAUAUGUAAAAAGAAAUUUAAAACUAUGAAAGUACUAAGGAUACAUUUUACGAAAAGCCAUAAGUUUAAGAUACCACGCGAGAAAGUUAAGAGACGUCCGAAGCUGUGUAUAUGUGAUUACUGUGGCAAAAAAUUUGUAAAUUAUCCAAAUUUUGUUAAACACGUGAGGAAUCAUAUGAGACCGCCCAUCGACUUUCGUUGUGAACGUUGCUCAAUAUCGUUUACUUCUAAAGCUUUUCUACGGGCUCACCAGACCAGUCACAUGGGGUCGUACCUGUCUAAGCCAAAAAUGGAAAAGAAAUUUUAUUGCCAUAUCUGCGGUGCUACGCUGUCGACAUCUGGCAACUUUGCUGUACAUUUACGGCGGCAUAAUAAGGACUAUGUGGCCAGUUGCGAACAGUGCGGGAAAGGUUUCGUCACGAAAACAGAAUUUGCCAUUCAUAUGAGAAAACACACAGGGGAGCUACCCUUCAAGUGCACCGAAUGUAAGCGAGCAUUCAGACGUCGAACGGGCCUCAUUCUUCAUGUAAAAACUCAUAUAGGUGAAAGGCCGUUCGAAUGCGACCACUGUCAUGCGAGAUUCAUAAAAAAGGAUUCAAUGAUACGACAUACAAGGAAUUCAAAGUGUGCAUUGAAAGUACGCGGCCUUUAUGUGGAGGAUAAAAGUAAGAAAUACGCAUACGAAUGCUUCUACUGCCACAAAAAGUUUGUCAAACAAAAGAAUUUUAUAAAUCACCAAAACACUAAGUCAAAAUGUUUAACAAGGCGUCAGGGCAUGGAAAAUAGAAAAGGCGAAGAAACAAUUAAAGAAGAUCCCGAAUUAUAGAAAAUAAGGGCAAACGAGUAUGCGGCUCACCUGAUGGUAAGUGACUACCGCCGCCCAUGAUCACCCACAGCACCAACGGCAUUGCAGGUGUGCUGCCGGCCUUUUAAAAAGGAAUAUACUCUUUUCUUGAAAGUUAUGUUGUCGUAUCGGUUCGGAAAUACUGCUGCUGGAAGUUGAUUCCAAAGAAUGGUUGUGCGUGGAAGGAAGUGCCUUGAAAAACGCACGGUGGAAGACCGCCACUCGUACAGAUGGUUGGGAUGAAACUUUAGUUUGUGGCGGGUUGUACGGUGGUGAAAAUCAGCAGCAGGUAUCAAUCCGAACAAUUCCUCAGAACACUCUCCAUGAUAAAUUCGGUAGAAGAUGCACAGAGAUGCAACAUCUCUGCGCAGUUUCAGUGGGUCAAGUCGGACAGCAAGGCGUUGACUAUCAAUAAUUCGAGCCGCCCGACUUUGAAUGCGGUCUAACGGAAGGAGUUGGUACUAUAUUGUUGUACUGUUGGUAUUUCUAACACCAAAGUCUUUAGUGGUGAAAAUAGUCAAUUACUCUGGUCACGUAACGGAUAAAGAGUGAAACGGAAUCAUUAGGGGUAUGUAAAACUAAGAAUAACGUAAAAUAUCCAAAAGUGGUGGAUAAAUGUUUCAUCAGAAUCAACAACGCAUGUGACACCCCUAGUAUCGUAGGUGGCCAUAGGCUGUAGUAACCGUUUACCACUAGAUUUUUUUUUAUACAACUAAGUUUAGAAACCCCUGCUAUAGAGCACCAUUAUUGAUCUAGAUUUCGAGACAUUGAGAGAACAUUGAAGGUCUUGGAACGGUUUCCAUAAACAAGACCGUGCGCCAGAACGACGCGACAGCUUGACGCCGUUCGGUCAAUGUCAAAAUUCACCACAACGUAAAAGAGAGUAACCUAAUAUUUAAAUUUACCUUUUAUUGUAUAUAUUGUGUAAGGAUUUUUUUUAAACUACUUACAAUGGCAAACAAGCUGACGGCCUACCUGAUGGAAAGUGGUAAUCGUCGCCUAUAGACAUGAGCAGUACCAUGAACAUCACAGAGUACUGUUUCGCCAAUGAUACCCCCCGUACGUUGCCAUUGCUAAUGUCGUAGGCGGCCAUAGGCUGUAGUAACCGUUUACCAUCAGAUAGACUGUAUGCUCGUUGCCACUUUCGUGGUAAAAAAAAACUCAUUAAAGCUUAGACUGGAAGCCCCCGCUGCAGGCCACUAGUAUAAGUGACGUUCGGGCGGGUGAUCGUGCGAGUCGCAUUAUGACAUACUAUUGUUUAUUAUUUCCUAUACCUACCUACCGUACCAGGAGGACAUACAUUAGGAGAUUUCCUGAAUCAAAAAUUUUAAAACGACACAGAUUAUGAACCUCUCAUACUAAAAUCUGUGGGGUUACUCUUGAAAUAAAUUCUAAUAGAACGAUAUAUGAAUUGAGACGUUUCGUACUCUCGAAUUGCAACACUAGUUACAUAAUGGUUUCAUAUUGUUCUGAUAGAUAUGCAUAUUAGUAUAACUUGCUAAUGCAAAUUUAACUCAACCUAAUUGUUUCACGAGGGUGGUAGAAAAUUGAUUGGAUUAAGAUCGACAUUGGAUUCCAGAGUAGGCCUGCUGGACGCGCUGUUUUAGUAUGGGAGGUUCGUUUUUUUAACACGUUCCUUUCGCGAAAAUUUUUAUUUCCACUGGCAGAAAACUCCUUUCAUUGGAUGUUAACUAUUUAAAUUUGAACUAUAUACCUCUCUAAAGUGGAGAAAGAGAAUAAAGAACAAUCUGUACUUUAUAUUUUAAUGUAUUAACUACCUGUGACUAAGACUCGCGUCUCGUCUCAGCCACUCAAGAUUAAGGGUCCCUAAUGGUACCGAAAC